GCGAUGAGAUCGAGAGGUUCGGCCAUGUGGAGCUUAACCUGUCCCGGGGAGGAGAGGUCAUCCAAGUUGGCGCGGAAGUUGCCGACGCGGGGCACCCCGCUGCGGCCACAGAUGCGGUAGUGCAACGAGGCCAGAGCGUUCUUUAUAGCUCUGUAUGUCACUGGAUCAUCAACGGCGCCAUCGAGCCAACUGGUGGAGCUGAGUUCGUACCUCUGCGACGUCAUCAGGCCAACGACAACUUUGAGUACGAUUACAUCAUAGACGGCAAGAUCCAAACAGACGCCGCGGAGGUAGCAGGAGUCAGGAAGACGCUGCCGCAGGAAGCUCCAGCUGAGCAAGCAGCUGGAUCUUUGCCGAGGGUUCUCGGCCCAGCGGCGGACGAGACUACGACUGUGCAGACGAGGGUGCUGAAGUCAGCCCACCGGGUGCUGCGGAUAGGGCCGCGCACCAAGGGCAUCACCUACCUUUUUUUCCGCCCUUGGUGCCCACUGCGCGUGGAAGCUGGAGCGGACGACGAUCCACAUUGCGCGCAGGAGCCAGCGGACGAGAAGCAAAUGCCGAAGGUGGUGUUCGACGCCUUCUACGUCGGGACUGACGAGGUGGCGGCUAAGUACAAGCUCGAAGGAGGCUACUUCAGCUUCCGCGAGAAGCCGCUGGUCACGAACGCAGAUCUAGAACAGGCGACCCCAGUUCUGAACGUGAUCGAUUGUAAGAUCCUGGCACAGGCGACGCUGCAUGCGAACAAAGAGCGGGGCGACUACAAGGUCUCCUUCCUGACAGCUGUGCUAGAGGUCUGGGGUCACACGACGUUUGUGCUUCAGACAGACCAGGAGCUUGCCACGAUAGCCUUGGCAAGUGCAGUUCGAGAUUGCAGGUAUCACUCUACCUUAGUGCGGGGACCACCGCCACUUUCCAAGCAGAGUGCUGGCUACGCCAAGGGUACUGGCAAGCUUGCAGCAGGUUUGCUACGGACCUACAAGCUGAAGCUAGAACACAAGCUGGGGCACGAGAUCAAGAUGACGGAUCCGAUCGCGCAUUGGCUCGUAAACUCGGUGGGAUGGAUGAUCAUCAGGUUUCAGCCACGAAGCCAUGGGGGCUCUUCCCACAAGAUGCUGCAUGGCAAGGAGCACAGUGGGGAGAUUGCGGAGAUGGGCGAGCAGGUCUGGCAUCGGAUCUCAGCCCGAUUUGCUGCUGGACGCGGCAAGUGGGAGGCCCGCUUUGCGAAAUGGAUCUGGGCCGGAAAGAGCGAGUUGGCCAACACUCACUUCGUGAUCGACCCAGAGCGCGGCGUGCAGACGGCCAGGGCCGCGCGGAGGAUACCAGAGGAGUUCAGGUGGCAGCCUGAGCUCAUCCAGAACAUCAGGGUGAUGCCGUGGAAGCACAUCCCUGACAAGAGCGCAGGGCCCAUCGGACGCAGCAUGUACAUCACGGAGCGCAUGAUCGACGCUCGCGGCCCGACCGACGACUGCAUGAAAUGCAGCACUGGAUAUGGGUCGCAUCUGGCAGCCUGCCGUCAGCGGUUCGAGACAAUCCAGGCCGACCUCCUACGAGAGGCCGAAGCACAGGCAGCCAUGCAGACGGAACCUGACCAGAUCAGGAGCGACUUCCAGAGAGGCGAGUGCGCAUGCAGGCGCUGCCUGAUGAGCCACAUCGGCGCGACCAGGAGUCACUUGGGAGAACCUGACGAAGAGCAGAUCGAGCAGAUGGUCGAGGUCAGUGCCGAGUUGCACGAGCACGAGCAGUGGAGCCCAAAGACGGUACGCAACGAUUACUACACUGGAGAGCCCCUGGACGAGGAUCUGUACCAGAAGGGUCGCGACGACGAGCUUCGGGCUAUGAGGGACUAUGGAGUUUAUGUGGAGGUGGCGACGUCGACGGCGACCGACGGCAAGCAAAUCGGAGGCUUCCCCGUAGCCCAUCAGAAGGAAGGCAGAGUCCGGUGGAGGCUCGUGGCCACAGAGGUCAUCAAGCACGGGGUGCGCGAGGACAAUUACCAAGGCACACCGCCGCUCAUGAUUGUAAGGGCGACGCUAAGCCGUGCCGCAUCGAGCCCUACUUCGACGGGAGAGCACAAGCGGAUGAUCCAGGUCUGGGACGUCAGGAAGGUGUUCUUCAACGCCGACUUCGGCGAGACCAUCUACGUGCAUCCUGGACGCGAGCUGUGCAUUCCUGGAAGGUGCUGGUGGCUGCGGAAGGCCAUGAACGGCACCGGGAAGGCAUCGCAGAUGUGGGGAGAGCUGGUGUGGGCCACCAUGGAUGACGGCCACUGGGACUGCUUGACGGCGACACCUAACGUGUUCUACUUACCAGCGAGCCCCACCGUCCCUGCCGUCGACGAGGACAGUCCAGCGAUCUGCCACGGAGAUGACGUUCUGGCCGGAGGCUACGACGAGCAGCUGGACGGGUCAGACGAGAUGCUGGAACAGCAGUUCGAGGACAGCCUGUGUUGGUAUGGUGCUAUUCUUUGCAGGGUACUCUUGAAGGCGUUCGCGUGGACGGAGAUGCAGACUAGGGGAAUCCGAGAUGUAUGCUACAGGCAGUGCGACUGCCGGAGGACUCCGGCGCAAGGAUCGAGACCGCGGCAGCCCUGCAACCUGAAGAUCUACAGCGACGGCACCGCGGGACGGGGCAUGUGCAGCCGAGUGGGCGUGGGCAAGGUCAGGCCCCUGGAACCGAGGUACUUGUGGAUUCAAGAGCGGCUGCGAUUCGAGGCGUUUGAGCUCCUGAAGGAGGACGCCACCGAGAUGACGGCCGACAUGCUCACAGAGUACAGCGAGUGGUCGACGAUAGAGAAGCACUGCACCACUCUGGACCUCAUGUUCGGGAAACAGUUCAAGGGCUUGAGCGCGAUGCCAGUUUCCACGGGAGUCGUGACUUCUGUGUCAGGCGAGAAGGUGACGGUGUACGAGGAGCCAGGCCAGGCAGUGGUUUUCCCCGCGCCUGUGCCCCGCUACGUGGACAGCGAGGAGUUCUGGUUCAUCCUGAAGACGGGUGUCUUCGUGGUGAUCGCUGCGGUGUGCUUUUUAGGCUGCGUGUGCGGUUGCUACGCGAGGAGCUACCUCAAGAAGGACCUCAUCGAGGAGGCGCUUCCCGCUCCGAGAGACACCGACGUCUAUCUGGCUACGCGGACUGACACGGAGGGCAAUACCAGAAGUGCACAAGGUUUUGGCACAGAGCCUCCCCCAGCACGAUGCGAUGGAGGAGCGAGGCACAAGCUUUUUAACACGUUUCUCGCGGUCGACUUGAAGCAGAUCUUGAGAGCCAAAGGCUUGCGCGUGAGUGGUCUCAAAGACGACCAUAUCAUGAGGCUGAUCAAGAAGGGCAACGUCUUGUCGGAUCGCCAGGCCAAGGAGAUCGAGCAGCUGCGAGUGACGGCUACGACGCGCGGACCCCUGAUCAGGAUCAACCUUCAGGACUUGAGUAGCCCUGAGGCCGUGCAGCAGUGGAUCGAGACGUUCAAGAGAGAGUGCCGAGAUCGUCCCGAUGGCUCUCAGCUGAUCCACCCAGGGAGCCAGACGGAUGGUCGCAG
Prorocentrum cordatum is the source of this 3529-nucleotide messenger RNA. NCBI's taxonomy places the organism in Eukaryota, Dinophyceae, Prorocentrales, Prorocentraceae. The record is from the annotation of a GenBank genome assembly.